This is a messenger RNA of Lolium rigidum, 713 nucleotides long. RefSeq lists its product as uncharacterized. The coding region runs from base 139 to 405 and encodes 88 amino acids. Lineage: Eukaryota; Viridiplantae; Streptophyta; Magnoliopsida; Poales; Poaceae. The transcript is spliced from 7 exons. The record is from RefSeq and is a predicted model, not a curated record.
CUGCUCCCCUCUCUCUAUAUAUAGAAUCACGUCGAUUCACACGUUUCUCCUCAUCCCACAUCUGCUGCUCGAUCGUCUCUUCCCUCCCGGCCGUGCCUCGUCUCCACACAGUGCCGAGGGAGAGGAUCGAUCGAUCAGAUGGCAGGCUGCAACGGCAACUCAUCCGCCUCGCCCGUGGAACAACAGACGGUCACCGAGAACAAGUUCGGAGGAAUUGCACCUAAGAAGCCUCUGAUUUCAAAGGACCAUGAGCGCGCCUAUUUCGACUCCGCAGACUGGGUCCUUGGCAAGCAUGCUGCAAGCAACAGUGCACAGGCCACAGCAAUCGAGUCCUUGAAGCCAAAGCUAAAGAGGACGCCCCAUCACCAGCUUCCCCCUCGCAAGCCGGCCUGCGCGUCCAGCUGAUCGAGCCAAUGCGACGAGGUUGUGGCAUGUGGGAUCAUCGGAGUAGCCGAAGCGGUCAGGGGAAUGGAAGAAGCUGGCCUUGAUCUGUGGUUUAGUUUGUUGCCUAUGUUAUGGAGCGGUAGAUUCAGGGUUGAAAUUUGCAGUUGGACUCUUGGUUCUCUCAGCUUGAGACUAUCAGCAUAGGCUAGAAACAUACAUUUGUAAUGGCUUCGGCAGUUUGGCUUCGGAUGUUGUUUGGUUUCAAAUAUUUUUCAGUCAGAAAUUAACUCAUUAUCUCUUGGAAAAUUGCACGCAGUAUCUAGUAUCAA